CCGCCAUGGCCCCGGCGCUGCUCCUGCUGCUGCUGUGCUGUCCCCUGUGCUGGAGCCAGCAGAGACGCAUCGAUCCCAGCCGGCCCCUCCAAAGCGCUGCCCCCCGCAAAGAGCCCGCCUGGAGCAGGAAUCCCGGGAAUUCCUUGGCAGCAGGAGGAGAAGUCGGGCCUGAAAUGCUGCAGGAAAUGAGGGAAACCAACCGGGUGCUGCUGGAAGUUCGGGAUUUGUUGAAGCAGCAGAUCAAGGAGAUCACGUUCCUGAAGAACACGGUGAUGGAGUGCGAUGCCUGCGGGAUGCGGCCGGAGGUGACGGGUCCCGUCAUCACCAUGACCCAGUUCAACCGCUGCGUGCCCAACCCCUGCUUCCCGGGCGUGCCCUGCACCGAGAGCGGCGGCGGCUUCCGCUGCGGGGCGUGUCCUGCGGGCUACAGCGGGAACGGGACCCACUGCAGCGACAUCAACGAGUGCAAUGCCAACCCCUGCUUCCCAAAAGUGCAGUGCAUCAACACCAACCCCGGCUUCCGCUGCGACCCCUGCCCGCCCGGCUUCACGGGGCAGCUGCUGGAGGGGGUGGGGCUGGCCUUUGCCAGGGCCAACAAACAGGUGUGCACCGACAUCAACGAGUGUGAGACUGGAGCUGCCAGGAAUUGUGUCCCAAACUCCAUCUGCAUCAACACCCGGGGAUCCUACAAGUGCGGGCCCUGCAAGCCGGGCUUUGUGGGGGAUCAGAGCAGCGGCUGCCGCAGCCAGGCGGCGCCGGGGGCGCGGCGCUGCCCCAACGGCGAGAUCAGCCCGUGCCACGAGAAGGCGGAGUGCAUCGUGGAGAGGGACGGCUCCCUGUCCUGCCAGUGCCUCGUGGGCUGGGCUGGGAACGGCUACGUGUGCGGGAAGGACACGGACAUCGACGGGGUCCCCGACGAGAAGCAGCGCUGCUCCGACAAGAAAUGCCGCAAGGAUAACUGCGUGACUGUCCCCAACUCCGGCCAGGAGGACGCCGACAGGGACGGGAUUGGGGACGCCUGCGACGAUGAUGCCGACGGGGACGGGAUCCCAAACGCUGAGGACAACUGUGUGUACACCAGGAACGCGGACCAGCGCAACGCCGACAGGGACAACUUCGGGGACGCGUGUGACAACUGCCGGCAGGUGAAGAACAACGACCAGAAGGACAUCGAUGGCGACGGCCGGGGCGACGAGUGCGACGAUGACAUGGACGGGGACGGGAUCAAAAACUCCGUGGACAACUGCAGGAGAGUUCCCAACCCUGACCAGAGGGACGGGGACGGGGACGGCGUGGGGGACGCCUGUGACAGCUGCCCCAGCCUCAGCAACCCUGACCAGGUACAGACCCCCCCGUGGGUCCUGGUCCAGGCCUGUCCCGUCCCUGUCCCCAGUGACGGUGACGGCCACCAGGACUCUCGGGACAAUUGUCCCUCAGUGCCCAACAGCUCCCAGGUGGACACGGACGGGGACGGGCUGGGGGACGAGUGUGACGAGGACGACGACGACGACGGGAUCCCCGACUUCCGCCCGCCCGGGCCCGACAACUGCCGCCUGGUGCCCAACCCCGGCCAGGAGGACUCGGAUGGGGACGGCGUGGGGAACCUGUGUGAGGAUGACUUCGACAGGGACAUGGUGAUCGACAGGAUCGACGUGUGCCCCGAGAACGCCCAGGUGACCCUGACCGACUUCAGGGCCUUCCAGACCGUGGUGCUGGACCCCGAGGGGGACGCCCAGAUCGACCCCAACUGGAUCGUGCUCAACCAGGGCAUGGAGAUUGUCCAGACCAUGAACAGCGACCCUGGCCUGGCUGUAGGGUACACAGCCUUCAAUGGUGUGGAUUUCGAGGGCACCUUCCACGUCAACACGGCCACGGACGACGACUACGCCGGUUUCAUCUUCGGCUACCAGGACAGCUCCAGCUUCUACGUGGUGAUGUGGAAGCAGAUGGAGCAAACCUACUGGCAGGCCAACCCCUUCCGGGCCGUGGCAGAGCCAGGCAUCCAGCUGAAGGCAGUGAAAUCCAAAACGGGGCCUGGGGAGUACCUGAGGAACUCGCUGUGGCACACGGGGGACACCACGGACCAGGUGAAGCUGCUCUGGAAGGACCCCAGGAACUCGGGCUGGAAGGACAAAACCUCCUACCGCUGGUUCCUGCAGCACCGGCCGCAGGUCGGCUACAUCCGGGCUCGUUUCUACGAAGGCCCUGAGGUGGUGGCAGACACGGGAGUUGUCCUGGACACCACCAUGAGGGGGGGGCGCCUCGGCGUUUUCUGCUUCUCCCAGGAGAACAUCAUCUGGUCCAACCUGCGCUACCGCUGCAACGACACCAUCCCCGAGGACUACGAGACGUUCCGGGUGCAGCAGGACUGAUCCCCACGGAACCUCCCUGCCCCUCCUGCUUCUGCUCCUGCUCUGAACCCUGAGCUGCCAGCGCCCUCACAGCCCCCAGCUCCCCCUCCCCACCAGCAAACCCCUGAAAACCUUCCCCAGAUCCCCUGGGAAGGGCAGAGGUGGAGACAGGGAGUGUGACAGAAGCCUGAGCUGCUGCAGCCCCACCCGGGGCCGUGCUGGGAGCUCCCUGCAGCAGCUGCCAGGGCUGGAGUCCGUUUGGUGAGGAGGAUUCCCAGGAAUCUUCUCCUGCCCAAGGCUCCCGAGUGUCAGUGCUGCUUUCCUCUUCAAGAUCUGCUGCAAAGCAAACCCAGCACAGUCCGAGAAGGAGCGGCCUCGGUACAAGUUGCUCGUUUUAAUAAAUGAAAAAAAGCACUUUAAGGAGAGAAUCUUUGUUCUGGAAUGUUGGGUAAUAAAACACUUGGAAUGCUGGAUAAUAAAUUCUAGAUUGCU
Molecule: messenger RNA, 2843 nt
Organism: Ficedula albicollis (Collared flycatcher)
Lineage: Eukaryota; Metazoa; Chordata; Aves; Passeriformes; Muscicapidae
Gene: COMP
Product: cartilage oligomeric matrix protein
Exons: 19
Coding region: 6-2372 (788 amino acids)
Biological process (GO): cell adhesion
Cellular component (GO): extracellular region
Molecular function (GO): calcium ion binding
Source: RefSeq, a predicted model, not a curated record